CUGAGAGUUGAAAAUCGCGUGAAAAAAUCAAUCCAUUUUCAAUCCGUUCUAUGGUAUAUAAAUCGACUCACAUGGAGUACAAAUCGAUUCAGCACAAGUCUGUGAUUUGGGUCUAAACACUGUGUGACAAAAAUAAAACGAAAAUCCCGCAGUGCAAACAACAAACACGCGAAGCGUUUUCCGUUGUUUUUCCUCGUUAACGUUCGGUGAAAACGAAGCGUAAAAAUGUGAUUAUGAUUAAAAUAGUUUUCCCAGUGCCCGCAAAGUAGCAAAAAUAAAACAAAGCUUCACCGGAAAAAGGCUCAAUAUCGGAAAUGGAACGGAGCCUUCCACCGCCAGGCUAGAAGAAAUCCUCCCAGUGGGGAAAGUUCGGGUACGGGUAAGGAGAAGGGAGUGAAAACACGGCGAGGAAAGGGAGGGAAUUAUUUUCCACACACCGCCGGGAAACGCGCGAUUGCCGCAAAGUGUUAUUAUUGUUGCGGUGAAAAAUCAAAACCGAUUGACCGGUUGCCAUAAUUCCGUGCCAGUGUGUGUAUGUGUGUGUGAGUGUUUGUGUGGGGUAUGCAGAGGAAAAUUGGAGUUAAAAAAAGGUCUGUUGAAAUGAAGGCAAUGGUGCCAGGAGGAGCGUGUUGUGUUUAGUGGCAAACGAAAAAUAAGUAAAAAGUGCAUCACAGUGGGAGAGAGGAGAGUGCAAGAGAGAGUGCAAGUGGGUGCAAUUGGCCCGUUUUUUUUGCUGCCGACCGGCACCCGUUAUUAUUAUUAUUGUGGUUCGGGCAUAUAAUAAGCAACGUGGGAAAUUGCGGCAAAUAUAUUACCAACCCAUUGGCCAUCAGCAGCAGCGUUCCGGGUUUUUUACCUAGACCGGGCCACCCACCGACCGACCAACGCCCCAUGCGCCCGGAAAAGCGGGAGGAAAAUCAGCAACGGCGGGAGGGUGCGUGGCGCACGGUUUGAGGAGGCGGUACCGGCGACUGGAGAGUGCACAAUAAAAUCCAUUUCCCCCGGAAGUGCCCCCGGGCGGUGGCGGAGCGGAACAGGCGCUCCGGUAUCACGAUCCACGGAGGAUCGCCAGACGGGACCGGCCGACGCAGGACGACGUCCCGCUAGAAUGCGAAGGAAAACGGUGUCGCUGGGCGGAGGGCCAGGGCGAUGGGAGGCGGCGUGCGGCGGCGGCAUCGGGCAGGUGGUGGCGGUGCUGCUGAUAAUUAGCAGUUUAUAUAAUCCGUCGGUCGAAGCACAACAGCGGCCGAAAAUUACCGAGCACCCGAAGGAUGCGGUCGCGGCCAAGGACGAACCGCUGACGCUCAACUGCAAGGCGACCGGCCGGCCACCGCCCGAGUUCGUCUGGUUCCAGAACGGGAUGCCGCUGUCGCCGUCCGAUCGGCGCGUCAUCCUGCCGGAAGGAUCGCUCUUCUUUCUGAGGGUGACGCAAAACAAACGGGAACAGGACGCCGGCGUUUACCACUGCGAGGCCCGGAACUCGGCCGGAGUGGCCGUCAGUGAGAACGCGACGCUACAGAUUGCAGUGCUCCGGGACGACUUCCGGCUGAUGCCGAAGGACACGGUCGCGCUGGUUGGUGGACCGGUGGUGCUGAACUGUACGCCACCGCGCGGUAUUCCCGAACCGUCCGUCCUGUGGAUCAAGGACGGCAAGAUACUGGACAUCAACGGGAAGCACCAUUCGCUGGUGGACUCGGGCAGCCUGCUCAUCUCGGAGAUUCAACCGAGCGACUCGGGAAAGUACGAGUGUUCGGCGCAGAGUAUGGCCGGCACGAAGACGACCCCGGCCGUCCACCUGAAGGUGCUCGCUCCGCCGACGAUCGUAAAGAGCCCGCACGACACGGAGGUGCUUGAGGGGGAGGGCUUCGAUCUGCCGUGUGGGCUCGCCGGCGACCCGAAGCCGACGGUGACCUGGCGCAAGGAAAGUGGCCGUUUGCCGGAGGGUCGCUCCCGGAAGCUGCUCGACAAUACGCUGCGCAUUGAAGACGCGCGCCAAGAGGACGAGGGAAAGUACUUCUGCGAGGGCCACAACGAGGGCGGUAACGUCACGAUCUCGGUGUAUCUGUACGUGUACGAGGCACCCACGUUCAUGGAGGCGCCGGUGGACGUGGUGAUCCGCGAGGGCGAAUCGAUUAUGCUGCCCUGUCGGGCGAAGGGACGUCCCGGAGUGCGCAUCUUCUGGGAUCGUAUCGAUCGGAAGCACGUGGACAAUAGCGAACAGCACGAGGAAGGCGUCGAGGGUGGAGCGGGCAGUGAGUCAACGUUAGCGAACGACCCUUCGUCCUCCUCGUCACUGUCUGCGGCCGCCACGAAAAGACGUCGCCGAAGUGUUGCGUCGCGAGUGGAAGGUUUCGCGUUCGCUCCACCCGAUGUGGCCUCGUUCGUGGCAAAUGGAAGUGGUGACCUCGGCGAGGAGGGUGGUCGCGGGCGUGGCAAUUGGACGAUUAAGAUUGAGCCCGUCUCCGAGCGGCAACUGCAGCGACAAUAUCCAACCCGGCUAUCGUCCUUCCGCGCCGAUUCGCCCGAGCACCGACGCAUGCUACUGCGCAGUCGAAGAGAUACCAGCAGCUCCCCGGAGGAAGAUGGACAGCACGCGGAAACGCUGGGAACUUCGGCACCGACGUCCACGGGGACGCAGCCACCAACCGGUCACCCACCGAGCAGCAGCAUGCUCGAGUUCGAGGACAGCGGAGGACUGACGCUCAAGCAGAUCUCCAAAGGGGACGAGGGUUGGUACGCUUGCGCGGCCAUCAACGAAGCCGGCAGCAUCGUCAAGAAGAUCCGGCUAACCGUACUGGGCAAGGACGAACCGGUGGACGUGCGGAAGGACGCACUGGCCGCCGGUUACGAACAGCACCGAUGGGCCAACCAUCACCAGUUCAUCGUGCUGAACAACGUGUUCACCGUGUCGGCCAGCUCGAUCGGCGUGACGUGGGACGUGACGGACAGUACGUCCCGCAUGCAGCUGCGCAUGUACUACCGCGUCGCAUCCCGUCCGGUCGACUACUAUCUGUACAAUUCGUCCUUCAGCAGCGUGCUGACCACGAGCAACCUGAAGGAGCUUACCCUCACCGGGCUGCGGCCGUACAGCGAGUACGAGAUCUUCGCCAGCAUUCCCGAGGGUUUGGCCGGUUCGGUUUCGAACAUAAGACGUGGACGCACGCUCGAUGGGCCUCCGACAGCGCCCCCUACCGAUGUGCGCGUUGGUGUGAUCAACACGACGGCGGCGUUCGUCCGAUGGUCUCCACCCCCCGCCCAUCUGCUCAAUGGAGAACUCACGGGGUACAAGAUACAAAUAAAAUCGAACGCUACCAAUAAAGUACUCGGACAAAUGUCGCUCAACUCGUCGACGCAGUCGGUCGUCAUCAACAGUCUCACGCCGGGCGCGAUGUACAUUGCCCGUGUCGCGAGCCUUACUGCCGGCGGGAUUGGUCCUUAUAGUUCUCCGACACCGCUUCAUAUGGAUCCGCAGAACAUUGUGCGAACCGAUCCAACGCCCAGCUACUGGACUGCCUCGUGGAUGUCCGGUACGGCCCUGGUGGUGGUCUGCGUCGGCAUCAUCAGUGCAGCUAUCUUUGCCAUCUUCUGGACGGUGCGCAAGAAGCAGAGCGUCAAGGCGUCCUACCCGGGUCCCUCCGUAACGACGAUCAUUCCGGACAAGCAGCACACACUCUGGCUACACGGCAACACGCUCGUGAAAGCUCACCCGUCCCACUCGCUUGACCCACCGAGCACGUCCGAGUACGCCGAGCUGACCAACAACACGAUGCCGUCGGCGCAGCAGAUGGGAAAGCUGAUGAACAAUCUGGGCGGCGGGGGAAACAUUCCACCGGAACCGUAUGCCACCGUGACGCUCCAGCGUGGUGGUAUGAUGACACUCGGGGGGCUCGGAGGCGGUGGGGGACCCGGUGGUGGUGGCAUGGGACCGACCCUUUCGGAGGAGUCCUGCCUGAAGUGUUCGAACGGCAACAGUCCAGCGUCGAGUAACGAGUACAAUGCGCCGAUGAGGGAACCGAUCAACAUCUCGGAUGUUUUGCCGCCUCCACCGGAUCAUCCGUACGGCACGUACCGACCGCCGAACAAUAUGACCAUCCGGACCAACCCGGCCGCCCUUUCGCCGCAGAUGAUGCGCAAAAACGGCGGUGGUGGACCGAACCAGUCGAACGGUAGCCAACCCCGGUGGGAUACGCUUCCCCCACCGAUCCCGAGCUUCCCGCAGAACUGGAUCCGACAGCAUCCAAACCAGCACCACCACCAGCACCAUCCGAACCACCACCAUCAGCAGCAGCUGAACCACCAGGAUAUGUACAACAACGUGAGCGGGCCGGAGAACGAUUACGAGAGCGGGUCGGUCCUCUACGAGCAGUGCUACCGGACGGGGCCUCCUUCGAGCGGGGGCGGAAGUGCAGGCGGUGGCAGUGGCAUCAACGAUCCGAUGCUGAUCGGUGGCAACAUCGAGUUCUUCAGCCAGGCGGGCGAACCGACCGAAGAGUUCUACCGCAACGUGAACCAGGAGUUCUCGGAUGAUAUGGGUUUCGAGCCGGCGAGCCCACCGGCCCCCUGCCCCGAAUCCGUCCCGUUCAACGGCGCCAAGUAUCUGUCCAGCGAGAGCCCCAUGAUGACGGCCCGACGGCAGCACAACAGCGGUGUCGGUGGCCGAGGCGGCGGCUACGGUGGAGGCCAUCACCAUCCAAUGAACCAUCCGCACCAGCAGCAACAACAGCAACAGCAGCAGCAGCAGCAGCACGGCCAGAACAGUGUCGAGCACAGCUCGGACGACAGUGAGUGCGAUUGCGGCAACGGGAGCAACGAGGGUCGGUGGGUACCGAGAACGAAACCGCGCACCCGCAGCCGCUCCAAGUCCACCGAUCGAAAGUACAAUCGGAAUCUCAUACGAUAAAACAUCCCCGAAAGCCACCCCCCAUCCUCCCUAGCGUUAGAGCUUUCCGUUAAAGAGGGAGCGUGUACAGUCGACCCCGUUAGGUUCCCGGCUUCCUCUUGGAAAAUGGGACAAUUAGUGCGAACACAUAGAGGCUAACUAACUAACAAAACAAACAAACAAACAAAUUACACAUACACAGUAGUUGUAGGUUAAAGGCGCGCAUGGGAAAGGUAUAAUUAUUAACAAAAGAACGGUGUUGAGAUGCACUCGCUCAACCACAAAACUCAUCUCAUCCUACUCAUACGACCGCAAGCGAACGCUUUCACUAACGAUAAUUUAAAACGUGCAUCUUUGCAUCCUCCAUCUGGGUUCGAAUCCCAACUGCGACCGGACCCCCUCCUCUGUAAGAGAGGACUGACUAUCCACCACGUACACUUUGGGAAAAAAGUCUCGUAUGCCCUUAACGGGCAGGAAUGACCAACAAGGUCGAUACGCCAAGAAAAUCUUUGCAUCCAGCAUACGCAUAGCAGCAACGGGUACAGUGGAGAGAAAACAAUGGAAAAACAUGGUGCCAUUAACUUGAUGUGUUAUCGUCAGCCCAAACAAAACUCUCGCUCCCACACACAAAUCGUGGCCCUUUUCGUCCUAACUUCCGCUUCCUGAAACCCGGUAGAGAUGGAGCCCGUGGGCAACGGCAUGUUAAACGCCAUACAAUUUGCAACAAACCAAAAAAAACUCAAAGAAUCUCAAAGGGAUGGCAGAAUCGAACAAUAUCUAUAUAUUCCUGCCACCCAAUCUUUGCCAUUUCCUCCCCACAUUGCUUUGAACAACCGGGUGCAAACAAUCGCGUGUGAUCCUUUAGUGCAUAUAGUGUUACAAAAUCUCGACGGCAACAUAUUAACGAAACAUGCCGCAAGUAGUAAUCGAACGCGCGAGUAAGGCAACAACAAAAGUAGGAAACAGAAUGAUGCACAAGGGAUAGUUCUUCUUAACCCUUUUUGGGGAUAACACAGAAGCCACCGGCAUCAGCUAGCAUCCUUCCUAAGGCUUCUCUUCUCGAAUAAGGACUACGUCGUACGGAACAAAAGAAAGAUCGACAGGUGUUAAUGUUUGGUUUGUGGUCACACUGCAUACUGCUAGUUGCAUGAGUUCACGAGGAAAGCACUGAAAGCAAAUACUCAUUUUACAGCAACUUUCAUAGCAGAAAAUGUGCACGGUGGUCAGCAUAUGUUUUCGUUUAGCUUGAACGUCACUUUGUUCAAGGUGAUCUUCGAAUAAUCCUUUAUUCUUCUGCUUUUUUCUCAGUGCCAUAAUUUACCCAAAACCCUUCCCAUUUCGAAAUCAGAAUGUGCGGGGUCAGGUGUACGAGCUGUUGACCUAUCGUCAAGCGAUUCGAUCGAAAACAAGUAGACCCCCGCUCGGGGAAUUUGUUGAAGCUGGUAGCUGUUUUCCAAUCCUACAUAUCAGAGUGUAUGGAAGCAAGGAAACGGGGUUUUGCAUAGCGCGAUAGAAAGCACACAGCGAACAUAUUGUUGAGUUGAGUCACCAUCAUCAUAGCGAAACGACGUGCCAUUAAACAUUGGUUUGCGCUAGUCCUUUAAAUGCCAAACGAAACCGAGCAGCGUUUUCUUAGCAAAAAUCUCCAGAACCAUGGGACUAAUGCUCCGAAGUAUACCAUUCUAAUAUACCAAUACCGAGUGUUUCUUGUUUAAGUGAACAGUUUGAACGCUAUCACAACGGGAGACAUCGUUUCGAGUGGAGGAAUCGAAACAAAACCAUUACUAACUGGCCAUAUCUCAGUGCCACCGGUUCGUUUAGUACAGUAGCCACUAACUAUCAACCUUUAAACGGGUACAACUGAAGGGAAAAAUGCAAGCCAGUUUAAAAUGCAUUCGUUUGAAUACUUGUAUGUUCUUGUUUUUUUUUGCGAAAAAGUGAUUCAUUGAAUGCUUCCAAACCCCCGGAUUUACCCCAAUCGCAAUCCGCGCUGAAAGGAAUUCCUCAAUACUUCCUCUCCUUGUACAGAUAGGUGAGCAUCAGAAGAAGAAAAAUAUCUAAACAAGCUCCACUGUUUAUAUAGCGCCAACGGUACGUGUGUGCGUGUGUAUCUAUAAGCUUCUUUUUUCUUUUGUGUGUGUUGUUCUCUGUUUGCCCAUCAUACAAAUCGGUGUUGUUUGUCCGUUCCAGUUCGUUUCCGUUGCCAUUUGGUUUACGAGUUAGAUGUUGACAGAGCAGCAAAAGAAAUUCAAGAACAAACCAAGAUUGUAAAGCAAAACGCAUAUAUAUCUAUAUAUACAUACAUACAUAAAUAUAUAUAUAUAUACACACCUACUCAAUAGUCAACAGGUAGAAAUGAAACAGGGGAAAGUGACGGACGACGUACGUAGGCAAGCCAAGUAAGAAAAAAAAAUAAAACGCGCAUAACAAACGCGUGUUCGUCACAUCAGUUCAAGGAAACAAAAAACACUAGAUGAAGAUUGUUGGAAGAAAAACAAAUAAUAAAGAAUAAUAGAAGAAACACGAGGGUCCCAAAGUAAAGCAAAAAUAAAAAUGAACGAACAAAUCAAAAAAACAUAUGACACAAUGAAACCAAACUAACAAACACAAAUGUGGGUGCACGUAAAAGAGGGCAAAAAUAUAUAUAUAUCAACUGUGAUAACAAACUGAAACAAAAGAAAAACAAAAAUAAACAAACAUUGUAUGCGGCCCGGGGGGGGGCUAACUGAAGACGUAAAACAUUAAACAUACCCUCACACAGCUCUUAGUAGUCAUGCGAACGUACAACAAGUGCGUGAAUAGAAACCGUAGGGCAGAUGGAAGUGUAAAAAGCAGACACUAACGAAAGGGCUAUACGGUAACGGAAAACCUAUGUCUUGAACAAAACCUUCCGCUCCUGUCGGCAAAAAGAUCGCUAACAGUUGUUUCCUUACGCAAAAUUCAAUAGUGUCCAACAAGACGUACAUCGGUAUAAAAGGAUGUGUUUUGUUUCGGAGGAAAAAUGUAAAUUUAAUUGUGCUUUGCUGCAGAAGGAUGCCAACUCCAAGCCACAAACACACACACAC
This is a messenger RNA of Anopheles coustani, 7944 nucleotides long. Its product is annotated as protein sax-3-like. The coding region runs from base 1109 to 4900 and encodes 1263 amino acids. Gene Ontology annotation, cellular component: axon; plasma membrane. Gene Ontology annotation, biological process: dendrite self-avoidance; axon guidance; homophilic cell-cell adhesion. Gene Ontology annotation, molecular function: cell-cell adhesion mediator activity. The transcript has 8 exons. NCBI's taxonomy places the organism in Eukaryota, Metazoa, Arthropoda, Insecta, Diptera, Culicidae. The record is from RefSeq and is a predicted model, not a curated record.